Drosophila takahashii is the source of this 2979-nucleotide messenger RNA. It is a transcript of the gene RanBPM, whose product is annotated as Ran-binding protein M. Gene Ontology annotation, cellular component: nucleus; cytoplasm. Gene Ontology annotation, molecular function: protein binding. Lineage: Eukaryota; Metazoa; Arthropoda; Insecta; Diptera; Drosophilidae. Gene Ontology annotation, biological process: proteasome-mediated ubiquitin-dependent protein catabolic process. The record is from RefSeq and is a predicted model, not a curated record.
ACAACCAUAACAUGGAGAACGUCGAAGAGGCCCCGCCACUCUCUUCGGAGAGCAACAGCAAUAGCAACAACAGCAGCGCCAGCAGCAGCUCUCACCAGCUCUCUCAAUCGGGUGCCAUGGGAGCAGAGGCCGAGGCCGAGGCCGCCCCCACUUCGUCUCAGUCCCUCUCUCGCUCGCACUCUCACUCACCCACCCCCGCCCCCGGCCCCUCUCACCAGCCCACCCAUCCCGAUCACCCAACUCCCCCAUCCGAAUUGGAGGCUCGCGAGAAUUCACCGCAUGAUCACUCACCCACUCCUACUUUCCACCAGACUGCACCGCCACCCACGACUCCAUCGACGGCACCGCAGCGGGAAGAGCGGCAGGAGCAGCAGGAUCAGCAACAACAAGAGCCAGAGAACCCGGCUUUGCAGGACCAAGAGCCAUUGCAGGGACAGCAGCAUCCACAUCAGGAUCAGCAGUUGCCUGAUCAAAAUCGGGAGUUGCAACAUAUUGAGGGUCUAAUCCGGCAUCCCCCACAACAGGCAUCGCUGGAAGACCAACCGGGACAAGAAGACAACCGCGAGCCGGAUGAGGCACAAGUUCGAGAGGACGAAAUCGAACCGGAAGCCGAGCCACCGCCACCGCUGCUCCUCGAAGAUCUGGACGAUCAGGACUCGGAAUCGCAGCAGGAUCUUAGCGAACAGCAGCUUCAGCCGGCGGCAGUGAUCAUAGACGCCAACGCUAUAGCCGAAACCAUAGACGCCAACGCCGUGGAGCGCAUCGACGACUACGAAGAGGACGACGAGGAGGUGGAUGAGGAGCAGGAGGAGGUGGUAGAGGACCGGGUCGAUAGAGCCGGCGAGGUCGCUUCCGUUUCCGGCGUCCAGCGGCUGCACUCGGUGGCCGUUUUGCCCCGCUACUCCUCAGCUUCACGUGCCCCGCGAGGUAGUGGCAGCAACAACAAUAACAACAACAACAAUAGCAACCAUAAUAACAACAACAAUAAUAACAGCAGCGGUCAAUCGCGACGCACUCGCCAUUUUUACAGCAACAACGGCAGUCACUUCAGCAACGACAUGUUCCCCAGCCACGCCCCCCGCAACAGCGCCCAGUCAUCGUCGUCAUCGCCGAGAAUCGGAGGUCGUCGCCAGCACUCGACCCCGGCAGCCACCUCCAAUUCGCCACAGCACCAGGGCGUCGAUCCCCUGAGGCUGCUCUAUCCCAAUGUCAACGAGGCCGAAUCGCCGCUGCCCAGGUGCUGGAGUCCCCACGACAAGUGCUUGUCCAUCGGAUUGUCGCAGAACAACCUAAGGGUCACCUACAAGGGCGUGGGCAAGCAGCACAGCGAUGCCGCCUCCGUGCGCACUGCCUACCCGAUCCCGUCCUCCUGCGGACUCUACUACUUCGAGGUGCGAAUAAUCUCCAAGGGCCGCAACGGCUACAUGGGCAUCGGCCUGACCGCCCAGCAGUUCCGGAUGAACCGCCUGCCAGGUUGGGACAAGCAGUCAUACGGCUACCACGGCGACGAUGGCAACUCGUUCAGCUCAUCCGGGAAUGGCCAGACCUACGGGCCCACCUUCACCACCGGCGAUGUGAUCGGAUGCUGCGUUAACUUCAUAAACAACACGUGCUUCUACACCAAGAACGGAGUGGAUCUGGGCAUCGCAUUUAGGGACUUGCCGACCAAGCUAUAUCCGACCGUGGGACUACAAACUCCUGGCGAGGAAGUGGAUGCCAACUUUGGCCAGGAGCCAUUCAAGUUCGACAAGAUCGUCGACAUGAUGAAGGAGAUGCGCUCAAAUGUGCUGCGCAAGAUCGACAGAUAUCCGCAUCUGCUGGAGACCCCAGAGAACUUGAUGAAUCGCCUGGUUUCCACCUAUUUAGUGCAUAAUGCCUUCAGCAAGACCGCCGAGGCCUUCAAUGGCUAUACAAAUCAGUCCUUCGACGAGGACUUGGCCUCCAUCAAGAUACGUCAAAAGAUCAUCAAGCUCAUACUGACAGGCAAGAUGAGCCAGGCCAUAGAGCACACACUUCGCUCGUUUCCCGGGCUUUUGGAAAAUAAUAAGAACCUCUGGUUUGCCUUGAAGUGCCGCCAGUUUAUCGAAAUGAUCAAUGGAGCUGACAUUGAGAACGUCAACAACAAAGUCACCGCCACCACACAGACCAUGCCCACGAACCAGACGUCCGUGAUACAGUCCACGAAGGCGUUCAAGCACAGCAAGAGCGGCAAUGGAAACGGCAACGUGAACAUCAAUCAGACUCAACAGCAACAGAACAACACUGCGAUUCCAGCUGUGAUAAAGCCACAAGGCGGCGAUAAGCCAGAUAUGAAGAACAUGUUGGUCGAUGACAACUCCAACAAGUGCGUGGACCACGACAGCAACAGCAUGGACGUGGAAAUGGAGCCCUGCCAGAGUCACGCGAACGGCGGCGACUCCUGCUCCAAUGGCAAUGCCGGCGCAGUGCGCAACUCUCUAGAUGCCAUCGACGAGGAAAUGGAUGUAGACGUUUCCCCCUCAUCGCGCAGCUGCGGCCGUGUGAUCGAGAAGAUCCUUGAGUUCGGCAAGGAGCUGUCCAGCAUGGGUCAGCAGCUGGAGAAGGAGAACCUCAUGACUGAAGAGCAGCGCCAAAUGUUAGAGGAUGCAUUUAGUUUGAUUGCCUACUCAAAUCCCUGGUCCAGUCCGCUGGGCUGGCUGCUGUGUCCCUCGCGACGCGAGAUCGUUUCCACCACGCUCAAUUCGGCCAUAUUGGAGUCACUCAACUGCGAGCGCCGUCCGCCGCUGGAGUAUCUGGUGGCCCACGCCUCCGAGCUGAUCAAGGUGAUUGGACAGCACUCGCUGGGCGAGGACGCUUUCAUUACCAUCGACGACGUGUUCCCGCAAAAUUGACCCAGCUCGCCGACGCUGCUGAAGAUGUUCGAGACCACGCUGACCCUGCCGCGAACCAGUGUGCUCACGGAACCGCUGGGCAGCGCCGGAACCGGAACAGGGCCCUCCA